Molecule: messenger RNA, 2300 nt
Organism: Drosophila montana
Lineage: Eukaryota; Metazoa; Arthropoda; Insecta; Diptera; Drosophilidae
Exons: 2
Coding region: 291-2180 (629 amino acids)
Source: RefSeq, a predicted model, not a curated record
UGAUAUAUACUGAAACAAGUCGGGCGACUUCAGACUACAUUUCCCAAAAAUACAUUUAUUGGCCAGUUUUUUACAAAGACUCCAAAGUGAAAUUUUUUGCGACCCAGCUUACUUUGAUAUACAUAUCAUCAGCUUUUCCUAGAAAAAUAGGAGGUUGCUCAACAAGUUUUAUCUCACUGGAGUUUCAAUCCAAAAGACGUUCUAUUUUCUAAAUAUAUAUAUAUUUUGUAUUGAAAAUAGUUGGGGCCUUGAAAUACUAAGUAUACUAACAAAUACAUUUUGUUUCGAACAUGGAUAAAGGUUGUUAUUAUCGUCGGACCAACAAGUCGAACGGGGCGCCCAAUGAUCAGCACUACUGCGAAAUGGGUCGUGUGGACAAACCGGAAGAUGGUUGCGUUAUGCAUUCGAAGGCAGGCAACAAAUCGCGCUUACACCUCCAAGCUAUGUACGAUGAUCGGUAUUGGCCACGUCCUGAAUGCGAGAAGUCAACGCAAACCUUGCUUUACGACUGUCCACGCUGCAACAGGGAGUCGACAGCUCAGCAGACCGACGGCUCAAUACGACAAUCCGGCUACGGGCCCGACGGGCAAUGCAGUUAUCAGCGUUACAACAGGAACGAUCCGACCGAGAACCUCCUCCUAAGUGACUAUCGCAAACAGUACGGCAGACAACCGCUACAGAAAACCAACGCCGAGUUGCCCGAGGGCCCGACUGAAAGACGUCCCAAGCAGUUGAGCUACGAGCGACCCGAGAGGAACGACCAGAACGCUCGGCAGGAUUGCACGGAUAUUCCCGUUUCGUCAGGUGCAGGCCAGGUGCCGAAACGUUACGAAAGGCCGCCUCGCUAUCAGGCCACAUACAGCAACGUGAACAGGGAGCCGUCUCGGCCAAUGGAAGAGCCGAUGCCGCAGCGAUAUCAGCGAUACAACGAACGCGUGGAGCCGCCUGCUGAGCCUGCCGAGGUCCGUCUCCCCAGGGAUUGUCAGAAGCAGUACAACAGCCAUAAGUUGUCACACAAGGAGCUGCCGUCUCUGGCAACGGAUGGACUCAGUCAAAGAUGUUGCAAGCAGCAGCACCAGCAGACGGAGGAUAAGCACGAGCCGAUUGAGCGGCCCGAUUUACUUGCCAAGGGCCAGACACCACCUGGGGCUCUGCGCCUGCCAAGGGAUUAUCGCAUGCAGUCUACCAACAACGGGGACAAGGAGCUGCAUACUCAACUUCCGGCUACCGUGGACACAACUGCAAAGGACUAUUACCGCAAGGAGUUGCCUAUUCCAUUAACGAAGGACUACAUUCCAAAGCGUAAUCCCAAGCAGGUCAAUUUUCAAUCAACCAAGGAAGUACCUGCUCCUCCUACUCAUCACAAGAAUCAUACUGGCUAUCAGCGCACCUACAGCAAUGUCGUCAAAGAUGUGCCUACACUACCAAAUAAAGAUCUGGAUCCGAUAUCUGAACGUGUGCCGGGAUAUGGCAAUACCACCAAAGAGGAUCCGCUACAAGCGCGCAGUUAUAAUCAGUCCAAAUUUGUGCCACCCAUUGACCAUUUGGACAUGGUCUACUUGUCACAGUCCCAACAGCAGCAGCAGCAGCCGCAGCCUGGACGUGCUCCGAAGCCGAGCCAAUACCCUGGCCCUAGCGGAGAUCGUGUGCUGUACAAGAAUGCAAGGUUUGCAAAUGAAUCGAGCGUGGAGCGUGACAGAAAACGCGACAGCCUGGUUGAUCUGCUCUACUAUAAAAAGCCAACAAAAUUUGACUACACUUCAACUGAUUCCACUUCGGCUUUGAUUCAAAUGAACGAGGAUAUGGCAAGAAUGUAUGACCUCUACACCACGGACUCCACCAGCACGCAAAAUGCGCAGGGGCGCAAGGACGAAAUAAACGAUCCGCCAAAGGGCAUAAAACACGAGCACCAACUGCCAUCACUGGGCUUGACCAGUCCCAUCAAGAAUAGUCCAGUGACGCCCAACAAAAACGCCAUUAAUGAUGGUCCUACUAUGAUCGUGGAUGGCUUCAAGCUAAGCGCCAAGGAUAUGAUCGAUACCAUGGUGACAGCGCCAAUGAUACGCCGAGUACAGCGCAUCUAUAGAGCCAAUUUAGCUGAACAGAUGCUGCUGGUGCAGGAACUCGACAGCAUUCCUAAGUUGGUAAAAGAGACCCUUGAGAACGCCAGGAAGAACUAGGUAGGCAGCACCUUGGGUUUACCCGUUCGUGGACUUCGCUCCACACACAGCACAAAGCUUACUCUACAGCAAAAGAAAUGUUUUAAUUAAAGUUGAAAUAAAUUAUUAGUUAUUUGUUAA